AUGUCGAAUGAGAGGGCUCAGUUCAUUCCCAAACCAACAGGACAAUCCUCCUUCAAGCUGAGAUUUUUACAAGCACUGAGAGUUCCAAAAUAUAAGACGAUUCCUGCAUUCUUCUUAGCCGUAGGUAUAUAUCUAGUAUCAUACAAUGGUGUUGUCAGAUUGUGCAAGGGUCCAGAUCAUCCGUUGAAUAAAUUUGGUUGGGAUCAAAUGAAAGCUAGGAAUGAGUUGCCACCUGAACUCCUGAUAAAAGAAAAAGUACUGAAUGAAUAUUAUAAAUCUCGGAUUUAUGAGGCCAGUGAUAGCCCACCGCCUUCUAUCGGGUAUUAG
Molecule: messenger RNA, 327 nt
Organism: Auanema sp. JU1783
Lineage: Eukaryota; Metazoa; Nematoda; Chromadorea; Rhabditida; Rhabditidae
Source: the annotation of a GenBank genome assembly